This is a messenger RNA of Tripterygium wilfordii, 1316 nucleotides long. RefSeq lists its product as uncharacterized. The coding region runs from base 1 to 939 and encodes 312 amino acids. The transcript is spliced from 4 exons. NCBI's taxonomy places the organism in Eukaryota, Viridiplantae, Streptophyta, Magnoliopsida, Celastrales, Celastraceae. The record is from RefSeq and is a predicted model, not a curated record.
AUGGAUGAUGCCCUCUUAUUUUCUGUUAAUCUUGACUUGGUGACAGAGCAAGCGGUCCACCCGGUGAACCGGUUUAGUAGACAGAACGUAAUUCAGACGCUAUAUAUACAUACUACGCGGACGGAUUGCUUCGGUCUCUCGUUCAGUCGGUCACCGAUCUACUUCUUCGCUUUCUUCGUCUCCUUCCUUCUCCAGUCUCCAUCAGAUUUGACUGGUUUAACACAGACAAAAUCUUGUCAUUUUGGUGGGUCUCUGGUGCCUUCAGUAAGAGAAUAUAGAAAAGAAGGCAGAUCUUUGAUUCCCAAACUUUCGCAUAUAAGAAAGUUCAUCCAGUUGGUUGAGGAGAAAAAGAAGAGAGCUUUGGAGAAGAAGGAAGCCCCAUUGAAAUGGGAGCAGAAGUUAGAAGCUGCUGCAAAAGCAAAGGCUGAUGCAGAAGCCAAAGACAAGAAAUCAAGAGCUUUAAAGCACCAAAGACGUUCUGUGUCAGAAUCUGAUACUGAGAGUGAUAAUAACAGCAGUGAUGGGGGAAGAAAGAAUAGGAGAACUCACAAAAAGCAUAGAAAGCAUGCCCACUCAGAUUCAGGUGACAAUGAAAAGAGGAAGGAUAAGAGAAGUAGUAGACGAAAACCAAAGAGACGAUCUUCGGACUCAAGUGACGAUGGCAGCGAUGAAUUUUUGAGUGGCUCUGACGAAGACAGGAGGAAGAAGAGAAGCUACAGAAGACACAAGCAUCAGUGUGAUUCAGAUUCUAGUGCUUCUGAUUUUUCAAGUGAUGAUAGGGAAGAUGAGAUGUCCAGAAGUAGAAGAAGUGCAAAACAUCACAAGCGCCAUCGGCAGUCAGAAUAUGUUGAUGCGGAUUCACCUAGUGAGAGAACGUGGUGCAAUACGAAGAAACCAUGGGAAGCACCACAAAUGCCAUUGUCGAUCUCAAUCUAUUGAUGCAGAUUCAUGGAGUGAGAAAGAAGAUGGUGCAAUACGAAGAAUCCAUGGAAAGCACAACAAACACCAUCGUCGGUCACAAUUUAGUGAUUCAGAUCCAUCAGGAACAGAUGAUAAUGGUGCUUCCAGAAGGAAAAGCCAUGCAAAGCGCCAUAAACGUCAUAGUGUGGACCCAGGUUCAUCAGAUACUGAUGGAUUCAGACGUGAUCGGAGGAGCUGGUCUUUGGGAAAGUCAUCGGAUGACAACAAUGAAGAAUCAUUUAAAAGAUCAAAGCACAAUAAAUCUAGCCAUCAUCAGCACCAUCGUCACAAGCACCAGCAGCAUCACUUGGACGAGGACAAACAUAAACUCUUUCAGCCAGAGGCGAAAUAUCAUC